Messenger RNA from Malassezia globosa CBS 7966, 1806 nucleotides. RefSeq lists its product as uncharacterized. The transcript is spliced from 2 exons. NCBI's taxonomy places the organism in Eukaryota, Fungi, Basidiomycota, Malasseziomycetes, Malasseziales, Malasseziaceae. Gene Ontology annotation, molecular function: protein binding. Bases 1 to 1806 code for a protein of 601 amino acids. The record is from RefSeq and is a predicted model, not a curated record.
AUGCAAGAGCAUAUAUAUGAGCUGGAAAAGCGCCACUUUGAAAUUGUUGGACAUUAUGAAGAUGAAAUUAAACGUUUGCGCGCGCUUCUCGAUGGACGCACUUUAUCUGGUAUGCACGAUAUGGCGCCUCGGCGUCUUUCGCCUGUCGCCGUCCCUAUGGAUGCGCGCCCACUCCCCCCUUCUGUCUCAGGAUCACAGUACGAUCGUGAUCCACGAGAUUUGCGUGACUUGCGCGAUCUUCGUGACUUGCGUGAUCUUCGUGAUCCUCGCGAGCGAAUGCUGCCGGCCAUGUCGUCGGUGUCUGGCGACUCGUCGUGGCCGCCAACAAAGCGGCCCAAGAUCAGCGGCCCCCCCAUGCCUGCGGAAUCUAUGCGACUAAAGCCAGAAGACCGCGAACACAAACGCGCGACGGGACCCGCGGAGCAUGCUGAUGAAGAGAGCGCGCCGUCUGCUGAGCCAGCUAAUGAGUAUCGCAAGACAGCCGCGUCUCACUCGGCGUCUUCUUCGGCUGUAGAUGCUGCAUCAUCUGGCGGCGCACCUUCAGGAAAUGCCUCUGCUUUAAACUCCGCGCCUGCCGCGACUUCGACAGCAUCGCUAAAGGGAGCAGGCCCAACGUCUGCGCCGAAUGCAGCAUCAGAGUCUCACUCGCCAGCGACGAAUGCGCCGAUGGCUUCUUCUCGCACCGAUUCGCACACAUCGCCGAGCGCAGUACCGGGUGGCAUGUCGGGAACAACGGCUGGUUCGGGCGUGUCCUCGAUGGAAGAGACUGAGCACGCAGCGCCCCUCAAGAAAGAAGGCAGUGACUGGGCCAUCAUGUACAACCCAAACUCAAAACCGCAGCUGGAUGUGAAUCUCGUGCACACGCUUGUACAUGAUAGUGUGGUGUGCUGCGUACGAUUCUCGCCUGAUGGAAAAUAUGUGGCGACGGGAUGCAAUCGCAGUGCACAGAUCUUUGAAGCAGCUACAGGAACCAAAACAUGUGUGUUGCAAGACACAUCUGCGCCGGUGCAGGGUGAUCUGUAUAUUCGGAGUGUAUGUUUCAGUCCGGAUGGCAAGUAUUUGGCGACAGGUGCGGAGGAUCGGCAGAUCCGAAUUUGGGACAUUGCUGAGAAAAAGAUCAAGAUGCUGCUGACAGGUCACAAGCAAGAGAUCUACUCACUAGACUUUUCUCAGAAUGGCCGCAUUCUUGCAAGUGGCUCUGGUGACAAAACUGUGCGGCUGUGGAAUGCAGAGAACGGCACGGAAUUACACGUCCUGUACACGAGUCCAGGCCUAAACUAUGGACCGGGCGUCACGACUGUGACGCUGAGUCCUGACGGGCGCCUUGUAGCGGCCGGUGCGCUGGACACAUUCGUACGAUUGUGGGACACGAAGACAGGCAAGCUGCGCUGCCGUCUAAAGGGGCAUCGGGACAGUAUCUACAGUGUGAGCUUUACGCCAGAUGGCCAAUCCCUUGUUAGUGGCAGUCUGGAUAAGACGCUCAAGCUUUGGGAUCUUACGAGUAUUAUAAAGGCCCUUGAUUCGCUGGACGACGAAAUAUCCAACUCUACUCUAUGCAAGGCAACAUUUACGGGUCACAAGGAUUAUGUUUUGUCGGUGUCAUGCUCCCCAGAAAGCCGCUGGAUCGCCUCAGGCUCCAAAGACCGCUGUGUGCAGUUUUGGGACAUGAAGACGGCUCAGACGCAACUAGUACUGCAAGGGCACAAAAACUCAGUUAUUGCCAUACAUCUGAGCCCUUCGAACAACUUGCUAGCCACGGGCAGCGGCGACUUCCAUGCGCGCAUUUGGUCCUACGAGGACAAGUAG